GUCUCGCGGAAUUUCUCCACUGUGCAACUUCCAAGUGACAAUGCUUCACGUUCGGCUGGGAUUUUUGUUCCUGUUUUGUGUCCUUGCGGCGGAAUACAGUGAAUGUUCAGAGUUUCUGCACACAUUGUCCUCGGCGCACAAUGACGUGGAAGUUGUCGUGGAAGCCAACGAGUGCGAAUUCGUGGGAUUUCAGAUUGUGAGGGAUUCUACUCCCGUUUUCCUGUCGAGUCUUGGACAUUCUGCUCCCUUCACUUCCGUGGUGAGGACCAGCGACAAUGAGAUGGUUCUCAUGAGCCAAAAGGACAAAAUUGUCCUCACAAUCGAAGAAGAUUCCCCGGGAAUUUUCCUCAUGAGGGUUUCGCGGAAAAAUAUUCCAGCUAGUGAAACAUUAAUGGAUUGUAUUUCUCUUGGGAGUCACGCUGUGCAUUGGUACGGAGGUCCUCAGCAGAAAUAUCAGUACUGGCCAGUUGAGAAGCUGAACCUCUCAGAUUACUCCUACGUGACCAAAGAGGCGGACAAUGCGGCUGUGGCGGAGAGAUACUGGCUCAAUUCUCUGGGAGCUUUCAUCCACCUUUCCGAGCGAAUUCCUCUGUUCAUCGACCAGAAUAAUAAGUACACCGAUCAACUGUGCUUUAUAGCCAAGCAAACACUGCCCUACAACACCCGCGUGCCAACCUAUGACUUUGAGUACGUCAUCGGAGUGGCGAAUGACGCCAGAGACGCUCAUCUCCAGGCUGUGGAGCGCUUCCUGGGGAAGCCCAGAGGAGUGCCGGAUGCGAGAAUGGUGGCCAGACCAAUCUGGUCAACCUGGGCGCGCUACAAGAGAGACAUCGAUUCCGAUGUUGUUUUAGAUUUUGCGCGUGAAAUUGUGAAGAAUGAUUUCACAAACAGUCAGUUUGAGAUUGAUGAUGAUUGGGAAAUAUGUUAUGGCGCACUGACUUUCAGAACAUCGAAGUUUAGCAAAAUUAAGCAAACUGUGGACGAUUUGAAAAAUAUGGGCUUCAGAGUGACACUCUGGAUUCAUCCUUUCAUCAACAAGGCUUGCAGUCCGUACUACGAAAAUGCAUUGGCUAACAGAUACUUGGUCUUGGAUCACAACAACAAGGCAGAUACUGAGUGGUGGAAUAGUGGGAAAGGAGAGGCGGCGUACAUUGAUUUCACCAAUCCCGAAGCUGCAGCGUGGUUCAAGCAGAGAUUGCAGGAACUGCAGCAGGAGACUGGAAUUGAUAGCUUUAAAUUUGACGCUGGAGAAACAAGUUGGCAGCCAGACGAUCCUCGGCUGACUAUCGAUCUUCACUCGUCACCGCUGAAAAUGACCACAGACUACAUCAACACGGUGGCAUCCUUUGGGCCAAUUGUGGAGGUGCGCUCAGGAUUCCAGAAUCAAUUUCACGACAUUUACAUGCGAAUGAUCGACAAGGACUCUCUCUGGAGUUGGAACAAUGGACUGCCAACACUUGUGACCACGCUUCUGCAGCUCAACAUGAAUGGAUAUCCCUUCGUCCUACCGGACAUGAUCGGCGGCAAUGGCUAUGACGAGAUGCCGAGCAGAGAGAUGUUCAUCAGAUGGCUUCAAGCGAACGUCUUCAUGCCCAGUCUUCAGUUCUCAUAUGUUCCUUGGGACUAUAAGGAUGGCGAUGGCAUUAACAUGCUCGAUCUCUGCAGACAUUUUGUCCAGCUACACGAGGAUUACGCUGAUGUGAUCGUUGACAGAUUCCACCUGGCCGUGGAACUGGGAGAACCAGUAAAUCCUCCCAUUUGGUGGCUGGAUCCCGAGGACUCAGUGGCUUUGGCCACCUUCGACGAAUUCCUGCUUGGCGAUGAGAUCCUCUCGGCUCCGGUUCUUGAAGAAGGCCAAACCACAAGGGAUAUUUACUUGCCUGUGGGAAAAUGGCAAGACGGCAAUAAUGGCACAAUUUAUCAAGGUCCUCAAUGGCUCAGAAACUAUCCAGCGCCUCUCUCUGUUCUACCUUACUUUAUUCACCUCAAAUGAUGAAUGAAAAAAAACACCGAAAAAGUAUUUUCAAAAUAUUUAUUUUGCUCGUGACAAAAUAAAAAUUAUGAAAUAAA
Phlebotomus argentipes is the source of this 2070-nucleotide messenger RNA. It is a transcript of the gene tobi, whose product is annotated as myogenesis-regulating glycosidase. The transcript has 5 exons. The record is from RefSeq and is a predicted model, not a curated record. Bases 41 to 1993 code for a protein of 650 amino acids. NCBI's taxonomy places the organism in Eukaryota, Metazoa, Arthropoda, Insecta, Diptera, Psychodidae. Gene Ontology annotation, molecular function: hydrolase activity, hydrolyzing O-glycosyl compounds. Gene Ontology annotation, biological process: carbohydrate metabolic process.